AUGGGCCUGGGGGACCUGGGUCCGUCCAGACAGCGCAGCACCCGGCGGCUCCUCGGAGUCCCGGGUCGAGCUGGCCUGUGGUCUCCAGCCUCUCCUCCGACGUCGAGUGACAACUUCGGGGGUGACCUGAGCACCCACGUGCAGGAUCCGAACCCCCCAGCCAGCGGGCGGCUGGAGGACCUGGGGCGGCGGCUGGUGCGCGCUUUCCAGCGGGCGGUGGCGAGCGGGGCUUCCCGGCGCGCGCGGGAGGCGUCGGCGGCGGCGGCGGCGGCGGCAGCGGCGGCGCGGGAAGAGCGGAGCCGGGCGCGGGAAGAGGGGAGCGGGGCGCGCGUGCAGUGCGCUUUGGCCAAGCUGCGCGCGGAGCUGCUGGAUAUGCGUUUUCAGAGCCAUCAGCUGACCAGAACGUUAUUGGAGUUAAACGUGAAAAUGUUACAGUUGCAAGAGGAACAUGAGCUGGAGACUCCCGCAGAACCUCAAGGCCCUAAAGAUGAUCCUGAGAAUCUGGAGCAUGGAGACUUGGAAUCUGAAUCCUAA
Messenger RNA from Perognathus longimembris pacificus (Pacific pocket mouse), 534 nucleotides. It is a transcript of the gene Aard, whose product is annotated as alanine and arginine rich domain containing protein. The record is from RefSeq and is a predicted model, not a curated record. The coding region runs from base 1 to 534 and encodes 177 amino acids. Lineage: Eukaryota; Metazoa; Chordata; Mammalia; Rodentia; Heteromyidae. The transcript has 2 exons.